This is a messenger RNA of Trichobilharzia szidati, 5927 nucleotides long. The record is from the annotation of a GenBank genome assembly. NCBI's taxonomy places the organism in Eukaryota, Metazoa, Platyhelminthes, Trematoda, Strigeidida, Schistosomatidae.
UUUGUUCUAUGUUUUUAUGCACUAGUUUUACAAACUAACAGGCGAAAUCUUAUACACUUUUUUCUUCUCCUCAGAGUCUCACUUUCAGAGACAAGAUGAAUUUAAAGAAUAAGGAUAAAACUGAAGACAAUUUAAUGAGUAAAUACAAUCUACUAUUGAAUAUGGUUCGCUUAUUGAAUGCUAACCCAUUAUUAAUGCUUUAUAGUCCACAAACACGAUCAAGUUCAGAUGCUCAAAAGGCUACAUUCGAUUUAAUGAAUGGUUUAAUGUCUUUAAUACAACAAUCCAUUAUGUCUGACUUAGCCCAAGAAGCUAUGGAUGCUUUACUGUGUCUUCAUCAACCAGCCAACAUUAGAUUAUGGAAUUUACAUUCACCAGCACAAGCAUUUUGGGAGAUAAGUCCACAGUUGUUAUAUAGUAUUGCUCAAAAAUUAAUCAAUCGUAAUAUACCUAAUUCCUGCGAUGUUUUAAAGUGGUUAAGAGAAAUACUUGUCUGUCGUAUAAAAUUUCUUCAACAACACUGUGAUUAUGCAAAUGUAUCCGGCUGUUGUACACUUGGCUUAUUAACGUCUGGUUUAUCAUCAGUUGGUGGAGAUAACAAUUCAAGUAAUAUUAGUGGUAGUAGUAGUAAUAACAACACAGUUGUCACAACAGUGACACCAACAUCAACAACCAGUACAUCGAGUACAUCUGUUACAGCAACGAAUACAACACAGUCGAAUGCGAAUUCCGGCAUGAAUUACACAGAUGGAGGUGUAUAUAUUGGUCCAGCUCCUGCUGGAAAGACAAAUACGCAAAGCACUUCAUGUCUUAGUCCAUUUCUAGGACCACUGGGAAUUAAUCCGAAGCGAAAUCAGAUGGCUCUUAUCAAAUUAGAAACUGUAUUUUUUACCUACUUAUGGUCAUUGGAUUUAGAGGCUGUUCUAACUUCAAUGUCAUGCUUUCGACUACUUUGUCAAGAAGCAGAACUUUGGAGUAGUGCUGCUGCUUUAGCGACAAUAACCUCAGCUCCAGAUAACGACAUUUUACAGCGUUCUGAUUGUGAAUGUUAUGCAGUUAAUGCGAAUACAUCUUCUGCUCCCAAUUCAUCCGGAACUUCAGAUUGGAUAGAAGGUGCAGCUUUAAAUAAUCUUAGUGUGGCAGCACAUCUUUACCAAGGUGACAUGACUCGCAAAUCUCCUCCAUUUAAUACUGAUCAUAGACUUAUAGUUCCAUCGGUUUCUGUUGAUCAAAGUUCAUCGAGCAGCACACCAUCAGAGACCACAUGUAUACGAUUUCAAAAUUCAUCGUCAUCAUAUGAUGGUGAUAAUCGUCGUUCAAAUUUACCUGGAUCUUGUAUUGCCCUGUGUAACUGUGGGUGUCCACUUUGCACUCCUGUCAAUUACUUGCCAGUGUGUACAAAUAUCGAUGGUAUCCCGACAGCUCCACGAUCUAUUCAAGAUUCUAGCUCACAUUCCAGUUUCAGCACUUCACUCAAUUCCGACAGUAAUCCUACUUUUUGCUCUGAAUAUCCUGAGGACAAUACAACAAACUUUCCUACUCACACAUCUAAUAAAGGUAUAAAUCAAAUUCCACAUACAGCUAUCCCACUGGGUAAAUCUUGUCAAUGGUCGCUACCGGCACAAUGGGCUUUCACUGAUUUCCGGCUUCCAGAUCUUCUACCAGUGUACAAUGUAUACGCUGAAAUAGCUGAACAUAGUCGUUCAAUAGUUACUACAGGUCGUGCUCACCUACAAAAACAAAUUUUAGCCUUAUUGAGGAAAAUUAAUCACCAGACACAAGGAAACAAGCUCGCUUGGGAGCACACCUACAUGAUUUGGCUACGAAGUACAAAAUUUCUCAUCAACUAUCCAAAAUCAAAAGCCUCUGCUCCACCCAGUGGAUCUGACGAUCCAUGUUAUGAUAGUGCUGCUAAUUCUACUAAUAAUAAUUCAGUGAGCGGAUUCUCUUCUGCAUCUCUUGGUAGUUCACCAUCGAUAUCUAGUGGACUGGAUUCUAUAACCAAUUCAGUGGACACCGGUGGAGUCAGUAUGAAUAUAGAUGGAUUCUCUUCUGUAACAGGUUCAUCUGGAAUGAUGCUUACAAUAGCCAAUAAUCCUGGUGGAGUUUCUGCAUCAGGUGGUUCCACUGGAACAAGUCCAUUUACUGCUGGAAGUGCAAUCAGUGGUGGGACAAGUCGGUAUUUGGCUGUAAAACGACGUGUUAGUCAACAAUCACCUGUAAAUGAUCAUGAAAUUGAAGAUGUGUUAAAUGAAUGGGCAAAUAUGACAGGAUUCUUGUGUGCACUGGGGUCUGUCGCACUGAAUAUGCCGCUGCCUCAAGGAUCCACACCAUUCUCUACACAAACAACGUCAUCGGGUUAUUCAUGCGAACAAAGCAAGCUAAAAUCUUUACAAUCCCACUGUCCACAUUAUCACUACUGUUCGCAUCAUUUAUUGGAUCAUGUUCAUCAGCACUUUGAUCCAACAUGUCUAGGAGCAAAUUACUUUCUUCGAUCUCAUCGAGCCAAUUUCAAUAAGAGUACUAGUGAUGUAGACCAAACGGAUGAAUCGCAUAAUCUUAAUAAAUGUCAUACAUUUCAUGGUGCUUGUUUAAGUGAAAUGAAUACUGCAAGACGUUUUUCACUUGUUCAAUCCAGUUUAAAUCAAGACAAUCAAUUCUCACCUGUUGCACAGUUUAUAGGCAAUUUAUUAUUAUUAAUUAGUUGUCAACAUGAAAAAUUUGGUCAUCAAAUACAAAAACAUGUGAAAGAGUCAAUUGGUAAUGAAUUGAAUCCAUUAAUUUAUCCAAUAUUAUUUAAUCAACUACGAAGUCAUGUGGAUGCUUGUUUUUCUGGACAAGGCCAACAACAAGUUGUUGUCACAGAGACAAAUACGCUAUUUAUUGAAAAUGUUAUCUUUAUUAUGCGUAGUAUACUGGAUAAGCGAACAAAAUCUGUUGAUCGAUUAAGUGAUCAUUUAGAAUUAGUUAGUAUUGAAAGUCUUAUGCUAAAUAUUGUUAGGUAUGUUCGUCACCUAGAAUGUGUGCAUUCUCUUCAAAUUAAGAUAAAAGUGUGUCAGUUGGUACAGAAAAUGAUGGCUAGACGUGAAGAUUUAGCAUUUAGACAGGAAAUGAGAUUUCGAAAUAAACUAGUCGAUUAUCUUUGUGAUUGGAUUAUGGGGAGUAGUUAUCAUCUGAAUCUUUCAGUGCAGACAAAUUAUUCAACUGGUAAUUCAUCCAGUAGUAGUAUAACAAUGACAACAGCCUCUUCGGCUACAGCAAGUAAUAAUCUGUCUAACCUGACUACUGCGUGUACAGUCACUUCGACGACCAGUUGUCUUACACCAGAUUUAAAUGAAAGCAUUCCCUUAUCUAAUAUACCAAUGUUAAAUUCAUCGAUGAUAAAUCAGCCUGGUUCAAGUAUACCAAUGAAUCAAAGUCAGCAUAGUCUAAGUGCUAUGGUGGCUGGUUAUAAUCCACAUAUAAUGACACAUCCGAAUAUUAUGUCCAACACUGGAAUUUACGGAGUUAUCACAAAUUCUAGUAGUAGUUAUCAAGGCAAUACGCCUAAUUCAUUUAGUAUUCCUCAUGCUAGCUCAUUUGCUCCAGUGAAUUGUGGAUUAACAAAUACUGUUACCCAAGGACAAUCAGCAGUCAACUCUUCAAAUAGAUUCGAUUUCCCGUAUCCGAAUUGUUCAUGGGAUAGUUCUACACCGAAUUUAGGCGUUGGUAUCGGGUUGAUUGCACAUGGUCAGUUUGCUAACAGUCCAUUCUCACCGUAUUAUAAUGCUACAGAAUUGACUCAUUUGAAUAAUAUCCCACAAGGGAAUAUUUUGGUGAAUAACCGCUCAGUGACUGAUGGAUUAAAUAUUAUGGGACAGAAUCAUCCAUCAAGCAUAGUAGGUAACAAAUCCACCGGAUCAUCUUAUGGCAAUUAUGCCUCAUGUGGGAUUUCCUCCUGUACACCAUCGAAUAUACUACCAUUCAAUUCAGUUGGAGUUCAAAGUAAUAUAUCGAAGAAUGCUGGCAGUACGCAGUCACCUAGUGGAACAUACUCCACACCCUCAUAUACCAGCAGUUUUACUUCAGGAGUGGGCAGUGGAACCUGCGGUAUAUAUCCAUACACAAAUACCAGUUCAAAUUAUACCUCAACAAUUGCCAGUUCUGGAGUUUCAGCUAUAAACAGUGGAACAUGCUUCACUAAUAUGCCAAGCGUUUCUACAACAGCUGGUAUAGUAGCACAAACUGCUGCUCAAACAAGAGAAUUAGAUUUAGCCUGUAUGGAGGCUGUAGCUGCACUAUUACAUGGUAUGCCACUACAACCAGAAGAAAUUGAUCGUGCUGAUUUGAUGGAUGCUAAAUCUCACUUAUUUGCAAAGUAUUUCUCACUUUUCAUGAAUUUGCUAAACGAUGUAGCAGACGAUAGAGAGAAAGGUGCAGAGGUUCGACAGAAUCAUACAGCUCUACGCAAUGUAACAGUUCAAGCUAUGUCAAAUCUUUUAAAUGCUAAUAUUGAAUCUGGUUUAGUGCACGCCAUAGGUUUAGGUUAUCACAGAGAACCACAAAGUCGAGCUGCAUUUAUGGAAGUUUUGACAAAAAUUUUACAACAAGGCACAGAAUUUGAAACUCUUGCUGAAACUGCUCUAGCUGAAAGAUAUGAGCGUUUAGUUGGUUUAGUCACUAUGGUUGGUGAAAAUGGUGAACUGCCCAUAGCUAUGGCUCUUACUCAAGUUGUCUCAUGUAAUAAUAUGGAUGAAUUGGCUCGAGUACUUGUCACAUUGUUUGAUGCUAAACAAUUACUUUAUCAAUUAUUCUUCAAUGUAUUUUCUAAAGAGCUUGAGUCAACUGAUAGUAUGCAGACACUGUUACGUGGAAAUACAAUGACAAGUAAAAUUAUGAAUUAUUGUUUCAAACAAUUUGGCCGAGACUAUUUACAAUCAGUAUUAGGUCCUGUACUUAUGGAGUUGGUUAGACGAGAUGCUGGAAAUUCAAGUGGUUAUAUGCCGCCUGUUCCACUUUCACCAAUGUCAACAACAACAACAACCACAGCAGCAGCAGCAGCAACAACAACAACAACAACGGCGCAUAAUAUUACUAACAACACUGUGAGUAGCACUAAUGUAUCAAGUUAUAAUUGUAAGCAACAAGAGGCAAAGAAGUUGAUAAACGAUAAUAAUGAUAACAAUGACUUAUUGGAUGAUAUAACAAAAUAUCCUCAUACAACGCUGAAUUUAUCCUAUGAAGUUGAUCCUAGACGCUUACAACCGAAUGAAAAUUUAGAAGAUAACCAGAAUAACUUGAUCUUUGCAACUGAAUUACUAUAUAAUAAACUUAUUAAAUCUGUAGACAGCUUCCCAUCAAGGCUGCGUUGUAUGUGCAGAUGUUUAUACAAACUUCUUGGUCAUUUAGCCUAUGGGAAUCAAUCAAAUGAACAAGCGUUGAAUGUUCUAUCAACAAUUGUAUUUUUACGCUUUAUCAAUCCAGCUGUUGUAUCACCGUAUGAAAGUGGUUUACUCGACUUUGAACCACCGAGUCGUGUAAAACGUGGUCUUAUUCUUAUUGGAAAAAUGAUGCAAAAUAUUGCAAAUCAAUUAUUGUUUACUAAAGAACCACAUAUGCGUGUAUUCGACUCAUUUCUACAAAAGCAUUUCGAGUCGUGUAUGCAGUUUUUCAAGGCAAUUGUCGAAGAAUCUACAAAAACUGACAAAUCAAUAAAUCCUGCUACAUUUAACGGUCUAUUAGAUCCUCUAAUAAAUAACACUGGUCAGUUAGUUGUCUCAUCGUCUUGGUUAUCUGGUGCAUAUCCAAAUUCUGUCACUGCAAAUCCUUUGGAGGCUAUUGUACCGCUUACAAGUGAUAAUAUGUCCUCAGUAUCAGGUUGUACGAAUACAGGUGGUGUGGUGGCGGUGGCGGUGGAGGCGGCGGCGGGGGAGGAGGAAGUUGUAUGA